AAAAAAAACGAAAAAGGAAUAAAAAAUUACAAUUUUAAGGGCAUUACUGCCAUUUUGAAAAAAAUUAGUCUAAUGGGACAUAAAGUAGUAUAGAUUAGUAUAAAGGGACAUAGUUAUCAUUUUUUUGCUCUAAAAAAACAAUUUUCCCUAUGAUAAUUAAAAGUUAGUGUAGCAUUACACUGGAUAUAUUUUUACUUUUCGUGAUCUAUAUAAUAUGUAUACUCUAACGCAUAUAUAUAGACAACAAAGCAUCUAUCAUUUUAUCUUACAUUCAUCACUUCCAGUGUCUGUCUCCAAACCAAAGCAAGAUAACAAAACUUUCUCUCUCGUCUUUAGCCACGUAGUCAUGGACAUCGAGCAUCACAACUCCGGCCACAUUGGUAAACCAACGGUGGUUAUUCCAUCGAGAAAGCUUCUUUCCUCCGCCAAAUCUCCCUCAUCGACUUCUAGUCCCCGUCGCGACGGUAACGAUCAGAAAGACUAUCAUUACGACUCUGACUCCGACGAUCCUUACGCCGGAGACCAUUUCCGAAUGUACGAAUUCAAGAUCAGACGGUGCACUCGUAGCCGUAGCCACGACUGGACCGACUGUCCUUUCUCUCACCCCGGCGAAAAAGCCCGUCGCCGUGACCCUCGCCGGUAUCACUACACGGGUGAAGUCUGCCCUGAGUUUCGCCACGGUGGUGAUUGUAGCCGUGGUGACGAGUGCGGCUUCGCGCACGGCGUUUUCGAGUGUUGGCUCCAUCCUAGUCGUUACCGUACGGAGGCUUGUAAAGACGGUAAGCAUUGUACGAGAAAAAUAUGUUUCUUUGCUCACUCUCCGCCGCAGCUUAGAGUUCCUCCACCGCCAGAGAGUUUGGUCUCCGGCGGUGGCGGAUCGGCGUUGUCAUCACCCGCGUCGGUGUUAAGUAACAAGAGUAAUGGGUGUUGUGUGUUUUGUUCCAACUCUCCGACGAGCCCUCUCUUCGGUUUAGCACAUUCACCGUCGUCGUCUCCACCUCUAUCUCCGGCUAAUAAAGUCACUGCAGUUUCACGGCUGAGUCGCCACCGAUCAGCCGUGACUUACAAGGAAGUUCUAAACGAAAUGAUUAAUUCUUUAGAUUCCUUUAGUCUCACGCAACCACUCACCGCGGCUUCUUCGGCGUCUAUGGUUACCAUGCCUGUUUCAACGGCGUCGAUGCUUGCCUCAUCAAGUCUGAGCAACCAUUAUCAUCACCGUCUUCCGCCGUGGCUUGACGUCGGAGAUAGAGAUCUUCAAUUUGCUCUUUCACCUUCUUCUACUCCAAGUUACCUCAAUGGCCAGAUUCAGCUUCAGCCCCCGCCGCCGAGCUUUUUCAGUGAAGAGUUUACACCACGUGGUGGUCGUGUAAGCGAUUUCACGGCGGCUGCAACGGCAGCGGCGGAAGCUAGGGAUAAGAGUAGCUUUGAGAUUGGUUCUAGUGGCGAUCUUGAUCUUGGAUGGGUGAACGAUCUGUUGACAUGAUCAGUGUGAAUGGUCGGAGAAACUUUCCGACGGAAAGUAGUAUACGGUGGCGGGGCACCGCCGUCGUGGAGCCAUUAUCUAUUGCAAAUUGUUAAUUUUUACGAUUUUGUUCAUGAGUGUUAAUUAAGAGACUGUACUAUGUCGUGGAUUUUAAAAAAUAUUCCUCUACCUUAAAAAAAAAAAUAAGAGUCCAUAACUUUUAUUUUUGGUGUAAGUCCAUAACUUUUAUUGUAAUAUUGAUCUCUUGGAACUUGUAAUAUUGUCAAUACUGAACGAAUUCCUAUGUAAUGUUUACUUCAAAAUAUUCUGUUUAAUAGUAAAAAAAGGUGUUGUAAUUAAUUGUUUUUUUUUGUGAAAAUGUCUUAUACAUACAUUUUUAAAGUUCUUUUAUAUUUG
Molecule: messenger RNA, 1879 nt
Organism: Brassica rapa (field mustard)
Lineage: Eukaryota; Viridiplantae; Streptophyta; Magnoliopsida; Brassicales; Brassicaceae
Product: zinc finger CCCH domain-containing protein 61
Molecular function (GO): metal ion binding
Source: RefSeq, a predicted model, not a curated record